CUGAACAACACCAAAGCAGCCACGCCACCUCACUCAGCUCAACCAAUAACUUAAAGCACUCAAAUCCAUUUCUGUUUCCUGUUUUCUCUUCCACUGCCAAUUGUUCAACCAUGUCAUCAGCCGUGAUUGCAGGAGCUGCUGCCUCUUCGGCCGCCUUCACCAGCAGGAAGAACUACUCCAUUAAAACCUCCCCAGCCCCUUCUCCAAAGACCUUGGCUACUUCCCAGAAAACAUCCCUCCAAGGCUUGUCUCUCCAAGAGGCCAAAAGGGGAGUCUCAGAUUUCUUCCUACCUGAGAAAAACAACAGUUCUAGUCCCACUCAUGCAAGGAAAGGACUCGAGAUCACUGCAAAAACUGCCGGUGCUUCAAAAACUAUAGAGGUUGAGGUUGACAAGCCUUUGGGCUUGACAUUGGGUCAGAAGACAGGAGGCGGUGUAGUUAUCACUGCAGUUGAUGGUGGUGGGAAUGCAGCGAAAGCAGGGCUUAAGGCAGGUGAUCAAGUGCUUUACACUAGCAGUUUCUUUGGGGAUGAACUUUGGCCUGCAGAUAAGCUCGGGUUCACUAAAACUGCCAUACAGGCAAAGCCAGAUUCCGUAUAUUUUGUUGUUAGCAGGUUUGCUGAUGAUGUUAAACGACUACCGAAACGGCCAGCGCCACCGCGCUUCGGAAGGAAACUGACCGAGGCUCAAAAGGCAAGAGCUACUCAUAUUUGCCUUGAUUGCGGAUUCAUAUACACUCUACAGAAACCUUUUGAUGAGCAGCCUGAUACGUAUGCAUGCCCGCAAUGUCGAGCACCGAAGAAGAGAUUCACACCAUAUGACGUAAAUACCGGCAAAGCUAUCGGCGGAGGGUUGCCUCCGAUUGGGGUCAUUAUCGGGCUGCUGGCCGGUGUUGGAGCUGUUGGAGCUUUGCUUGUUUAUGGCCUUCAGUGAAUGUUUAUAAUGUGUAUCUCAUUUCAU
This is a messenger RNA of Hibiscus syriacus, 959 nucleotides long. RefSeq lists its product as uncharacterized. The coding region runs from base 111 to 932 and encodes 273 amino acids. NCBI's taxonomy places the organism in Eukaryota, Viridiplantae, Streptophyta, Magnoliopsida, Malvales, Malvaceae. The transcript is spliced from 6 exons. Gene Ontology annotation, molecular function: protein binding; iron ion binding. The record is from RefSeq and is a predicted model, not a curated record.